Messenger RNA from Cuculus canorus (common cuckoo), 2599 nucleotides. It is a transcript of the gene PUS7L, whose product is annotated as pseudouridine synthase 7 like. The record is from RefSeq and is a predicted model, not a curated record. Gene Ontology annotation, cellular component: nucleus. Gene Ontology annotation, biological process: pseudouridine synthesis. The transcript is spliced from 9 exons. Lineage: Eukaryota; Metazoa; Chordata; Aves; Cuculiformes; Cuculidae. The coding region runs from base 185 to 2236 and encodes 683 amino acids. Gene Ontology annotation, molecular function: pseudouridine synthase activity; RNA binding.
AGAGAUUACCCUUGCGCUCCUUCCCCUGGAGAAGUUGGUACCGUCCUCGCGGCCCUGCCUCUCCUCCGCCCCCCGCCUGCCUUGCAGCAUCCUGGUCUUUAGUAGAUGGGAUCUGUUUUCUGCUACUCCUCUGCACGUUAAAAAGGUGUGGUGGUUCUGCUUGGGAGCAGGGGAAGGCAAAGCCAUGCUGCGCUCCUUCAGUUACCUCACUGAUCACACCGGCUUCUGCGGCACAAUCAAAAACUCACCGAGUGACUUCGUAGUGACAGAAAUUGAAGUGACUGAGCAUUCACUUAGGGAUACCCAGGCCAAAUCCCUUCAGAAACCCAUGGAAGUGCUGCUAGGACAGAGCAGCCCAGGCCUGUGUGCCCAAAGCUGUGAUGGUGGUGGGACACCCGUGCCUGCAGAUCAGGGGCUACGUUGGGCAGGAGACAGCUGCCCUGCAUCUCCAUGCCAGAACCAGCAUGAGAGCAAAGCUGAACUGAAACCUGGCCUCGAGGAUGCCAGUGUAUUGGAUUCCUUACUAGGCAAAGCCGUAAGUGAGCUGCUUAAUAAAUAUGCUUGUGAUCUGAAGGAUGUGUGGAAGUCGAAAAGUGAUGCCAAUGCUGGCACUAGGGAGUUCUCACUUGGACCUAUACUGGACAAGAAAAAUCGAGCUGAUUUACACAGUGCCAUUAGGCAGAAAUUCCCCUUUCUAGUCACUGUUACAAAAGACAAUGAAAUGAUUGUAAAAGGAAAUGCUGAUUACAGAGAACUUUGUCAGUUCGUGACUGAAAAGGAAACAAGUGAUUUCUUUAAAUUUUUAGAUGCAAAGCUAGAAAAUUCUACAUUUUCUUUUGAGCCUGAUGGAGACAAGGAGCACAGAAAAGUAGUUCACCACUUUAUCAACAGAAAAUUUGGGAAACUUCUAGAAACAAAGUCUUUUACUGUGACAGAUGUCAAUGAUCAGCAAAAUAUGUCAAUAAUGGUACGAUUUCGAGAAAAAGGUUGGUCCAGAAAAAGGCCUGCUGGUGGUUUCCAGGAAAAACAAGAUCUUUAUACAGCUUUCACCCUUCAGAAGGAAAAUCUAGAAACACUAGAAGCAAUCAGCUUUUUGGCCGCUGAACUUGGUGUUCUUCCUUCAGACUUCAGUUACACUGGCAUCAAAGAUAAGAAGGCUAUUACUUAUCAGCCUAUGGUUGUGAAGAAAGUAACUCCUGAGAGGUUGAAAGAAAUUGGAAACAAAAUGGAAAAAAAGGGCAUAAGAAUACACAAUAUACAUUCAGCAUGCCAGCAUCUUAGACUUGGUCAGCUCAAGGGCAAUCACUUUGAUGUAGUUGUGAGAGAUCUCAAACACCACAGUCAUGACUCUUCUGCAGAUUUGAAAAAGAGAAUAUCUGAAGCAAUGGAAAAUGUUGAGACAAAAGGUUUUGUAAAUUACUACGGACCUCAACGAUUUGGACAAGGACAAAAUGUUCAGACAGAUCAAAUAGGAUUGGCUUUACUGAAUGAAGAGAUGGUGAAAGCUGUGAAAUUAUUCUUCACACCUGAGGAUACUGAUGACCCUGUAAACAACGCAAAAAGAUACUUUCUUCAAACUGAAGAUGCAAAGGGUGCACUUGUGAUGCUGCCAGAAUUUAAAGUGAGAGAGAGGAUGUUGCUACGAGCCUUAAAUCGCUAUGGUGUAAAUCAUGAAGGUUGUACCAAAGGAUGGCUCAGUAUUCCCCAUUCCAUGCGCAUAUUCUAUGUCCAUGCUUAUUGCAGUAAAAUUUGGAAUGAAGCAGCAUCAUAUAGACUGAGCAUCUAUGGUUCGAAAGUUGUUGAGGGUGAUCUUGUCUUCUCAGAAGAAACUGAUGAAACCAUUUCCCUAAAUGACAAGGUUCAUGUAGUCACUGCCGCUGAAGAAUCAGCUAAGAAAUACUCUAUAAACCAAGUGGUUCUUCCGAUGGUGGGACAUAGUAUCAAGUAUCCUGGUAAUAAAGUUGGGCAAUGGUACCAUGAAAGGCUUUCUAAGGAUGAGCUGCAGACGUGCAAAUUCAGAGUGUCUCCAUUACAGCUGAAUAUACCUGGAUGCUAUAGACCAAUUUUGAAAAAUGUUCAGAAUCUGUCAUAUUUUUUGGAGGGUAGUGAAAAAGGAAUUGAAAUUGAAGACAACUAUUUGAAUGAAUCAAAAGUCUCCCUUCAUAUAUCAUUUGACCUUGACCCUUCAUGUUAUGCAACAGUCUGUUUGAGAGAAAUAAUGAAAUGUGACUUUUAAGAGUCAAGGCAAUGAAAGAUUGCAGUAAUGUUGUAUAAGGGUGCUAUUUUAUGUAUAAUGCCAAGUAAAUAAAGGAGAAUAACAGAAUCAAGCUAGAAACAGGAAAAAUUCAUAGAUUGAGUCCUAUACUGAAAAAAUACAACCAAACCCCUUUCAGAAAUAUUCCAAACCCUAAAUGCAAACCUUUGGAUGCAUUAGACUACAGCUAUGUGUUAUGCCAGGGAAGUUUAAUGGAACUUAAAGCAGUCAUGGGCUGCGACUAUGAAUUUUGUAUUUGCAUAUCUGACUUGCAAAGUUAAAUCCUGGGAAAAUGUAUACAGAAAACAAAUGUAUCUUUUAUUUCAUAAUAAAUUUUUAAAAUAA